This is a messenger RNA of Cyprinus carpio (common carp), 1470 nucleotides long. RefSeq names its product spexin prohormone 1-like. Gene Ontology annotation, molecular function: neuropeptide hormone activity. Lineage: Eukaryota; Metazoa; Chordata; Actinopteri; Cypriniformes; Cyprinidae. The record is from RefSeq and is a predicted model, not a curated record.
UAUAUUGAGGAAUGAGACAGACUUGUUGUCUUCUUCUGCCUAAUUUUUACUCUGCCAAAAUUUGUUGUUUUGUAAUCUAUUUCAGAGACCAUACACAUUUAAAGUUGUUUCUUAUCCAUUUUUCGAUUUGAGAAGUGACAUAAAUUGCAAGUAAUUUGGAGGCAGAGCCCAGCAGGUAUUUAUAUAUGUAGUGUCAGCCGCUCACUGUUCAUUCAUAAAAAACGAUUAGCUGGUGUAUUUGAGACGCUUCAUUGCUGAAGGUGUAAACAUAUCAAUGCUUUCCACCCACUUCUUUUCAUUAGUUAGCUAUUAAAAGUGCACACGAAUGGAAAUUUCCCUUCAGUAGUGCUAAAAAGCAUCCUGGCUAACAGAUGUAAAAUGUAGCCAGCCCUGCGAGUGUGUCUUCAAACGUCAUAGCAGUAAAGUAGGCUUAUUAUUUUUAAAGGAAGGGUUAACUAAUCGCUCUGAAAGGUUCGUGGUCCGGCCCCGAUGUGAAUCAAUGGGACGUGACCUAUAGCCGAAGACUAAUUCAUUCAACAUUCCCCCACCCUGAUGAUUAUAAAUAUCGAGGACGGACUUCACAGUCUUCACUCUUGAUCUUGCCUCUGAGACUCAACAGUUGAAGAGAACCUCUGACACUAUGAAAGUAAGUCCACAUUCAUGCUUUCACUGACUAGACAGAAUAAAAAAAGAGAGAAGCUGAUGUGACUACCAGGAAUUUAGUCAUUUUGAUAUUAAAAAUCUUGUAUUGAUACUUUUGUGCAUAAUGUAAUUAACAAUGAAGAGCAAAGAGACUAAUAUACAGUGUUAUAAAAGGCUGAUUGCAAUGCUCUUGCACAUGGGAAAUGAUAUAUUUUAACAUGACUUCACCUUUUCAGGAUUUAAGGACUCUUGCGGCUUAUGCACUUGUGCUGUUACUUCUGGCAACAUUUGUGUCCCAUUCCUGGUGUGCGCCCAAGGGCAGUUUUCAGCGUCGGAAUUGGACGCCUCAAGCCAUGUUAUAUCUGAAGGGCACACAAGGACGGCGCUUUGUGUCAGAAGACAGAAAUGAAGGGGACUUGUAUGACACGAUACGCUUAGAGUCACGCAGCCAAAACACAGAAAACCUGAGCAUCUCUAAAGCGGCUGCAUUUCUCUUAAAUGUUCUCCAGCAAGCCAGAGACGAGGGUGAGCCUUACUGAAACCUGCUAAAAGAGCGCCAACAACUCACUCUUUCAUCUUCCAGUUUUGUGAGCCAUGUGGAAUUUCAUGUUUUCGAGUUUUCAUCCUCUGCUACAGUGAUGCCCGCGUUUGACAUCUCUGAAGGUUCAUCACUUACUGGUCAACACUAUUACAGUCAGAUUUGAGUAAUGUAGAGUUAUGUGUGUCUCCAGAUUGUCUGUAUGAUUCCACUUGGACUGAUCAUUUAAAUAACAAGGACUGAUAGUAAAGUAUUUUUAUUUCUUUAUUUCUUUCAGGGGAAAUAAUGGG